Molecule: messenger RNA, 878 nt
Organism: Benincasa hispida (wax gourd)
Lineage: Eukaryota; Viridiplantae; Streptophyta; Magnoliopsida; Cucurbitales; Cucurbitaceae
Product: pathogenic type III effector avirulence factor Avr AvrRpt-cleavage: cleavage site protein
Source: RefSeq, a predicted model, not a curated record
AUUCAAUUCUUCUUUCUCUCUCAACAUUUUCAAUUUAUAAAUAACCCCCCCACCCACCCCUCAUCUCUUUCAGUUUCAACCCCAACAAUUCCUUCUCACCUUCCUCUCCCAAAUCUCUCUUCUAUCUGCAAUCCAAAAAGCUUCUUCAAUGGAGGAUUACUACUACCGGAGAAACUACAUUCCCAGCUUCGGAAACUGGGAAUGGAACGACCAUCUCCCUUUCUCCCACUGCUUCGAUUCUUCUAGAAUCGCCGGUUACCCCCAUGACACCGAUCUCUACGUCGCCGGUGAUUUGUACCAAAACGACGUCGUUACCCCUGCCAUGAUCGUCGUUCCUCGCCCCAGGAGGAAGCGUGACAGACAGGGGAAGCAAGGAAGGAAGGAAAAUUGGAUGAAGGAAACAGAAAGCCCUCCUAAUGGAAUGAUGAAUCAUUACAACACAAAGCCAAUGCCUAAGCCAGUUGAUGAAGACUUGUAUAAAAUCUCUCCUGAUCUCCUUGCUGCCAAGACCAAAAAGAAGAGAGGGCUGAGUUACAUAACAAAUUGCUUUGUGCCAACUUGUUUGAUUUGAAGAAGAAGGAAGAGAUGAUGAAGCUCAAAUUAUGGGACAAUGAAAGAUUAAUGUAUAUUUUUUUAUCAUCAAAAACAGACAGUGAGGCCAAAUAGUAAAUAUCUUUUGGGAUGUUUGGUUAUCAAAUUCAUAUGAUCAUAUUAUAUAUAUAUUUUAUCCAAAAAAGAAAAAAAAAAGUUCUAUCAUAGCAAUGUUUCUCCAUGGCUAGAGGCUGUUAAUUUAAAAUUUGUAUUUUUGGAGUGUUUUUUUUUUUUUAAUUAAUUUAGAGGGGAGAAUUAUUUGUACAAGGUUCUCCCAUUGGUUACCA